AUGGCAGCGGCGGCGCUGCAGGGGAGCCGCGCAGCUCCCUCACCGCUGGCGCCGGGCGCCGGGCUCUUCCUCGUGGUCUUAUCCCCCUUCCUCACCCUGCGCCCCGGGGCCGCCCAGGUGGGGCCGCCCGACUCCGGGGCGCUCGGGCUCAGCCUCCAUCCGCCCUAUUUCAACCUGGCCGAAACAGCCAGCAUCCGGGCGACGGCCACCUGCGGGGAGGAGAGCGGCGGCGGCGGGAGGCCCCGGCUGGAGUUGUACUGCAAGCUGGUGGGAGGACCGGCCGCCUCCCCCGCGGGGCACACCAUCCAGGGACAGUUUUGUGACUAUUGCAAUGCAGCUGAUCCCAAUAAAGCUCACCCAAUAACCAAUGCUAUUGAUGGAACUGAACGCUGGUGGCAAAGUCCUCCUCUCUCUUUAGGCUUACAGUAUAAUGAAGUGAAUGUCACUUUAGAUCUUGGACAGCUCUUCCAUGUUGCUUACAUCCUUAUCAAGUUUGCAAAUUCUCCUCGCCCAGAUCUCUGGGUGUUAGAAAGAUCAGUGGACUUUGGAAGAACCUAUGCACCUUGGCAAUAUUUUGCUCAUUCUAAAGCAGACUGUUUGGAACAUUUUGGAAAAAAAGUUAGUGCUCAUAUUAGGAGGGAUGAUGAUGUUAUUUGCACUACAGAGUAUUCUCGAAUUGUGCCUCUUGAAAAUGGUGAGAUUGUGGUAUCCUUGGUAAAUGGUCGUCCAGGAGCAAAAAACUUCACUCACUCUCCCAUACUGAGGGAAUUUACCAAGGCAACAAACAUCCGCUUGCGUUUUCUCAGAACCAAUACCCUUCUUGGACACUUGAUAGCCAAAGCUCAACGGGACCCCACUGUAACCCGCAGAUAUUACUACAGCAUAAAGGACAUCAGUAUAGGUGGACGAUGUGUUUGCAAUGGUCAUGCAGAAGUCUGUAAUGCAAAAAGUGCUGAAAACCUGUACCAGUUUCAGUGUGAAUGUCAGCAUAACACUUGUGGGGAAACCUGUGAUAGCUGCUGCCCUGGAUAUAAUCAGAAACAAUGGCAACCUGCAACUGCCAACAACGCAAAUGAGUGUGAAUCCUGCAACUGUCAUGGACAUGCUACUGAUUGCUACUAUGAUCCUGAUGUUGAUCGACGCAAAGGAAGCUUAAACGUCCAUGGGUGGUAUGAAGGUGGAGGGGUCUGCAUUAAUUGCCAGCAUAACACAGCUGGAAUUAACUGUGAACAAUGUGCAAAGGGGUACUAUCGUCCUUAUGGCAUUCCAGUGGGAGCUGCUGAUGGCUGUAUAUCUUGCAGUUGUAAUCCAGAGCAUUCAGAUGGUUGUGAGGAAGGAUCUGGUCGCUGUCAUUGUAAGGUGAAUUUCCACGGCGAAAACUGUGAACAAUGUGCUGAAGGAUACUAUAGUUUCCCAUUCUGUGUCCGAAUUCCUAUUUAUCCUUUUACUACUCCAAAUCCAGAAUACCCUGUGGCUGGUGGUAUUAAAGAUGGCUGCAAACCAGGAUUUUUUGGCCCUCAAUGUCAGCCUUGCCAGUGCUAUGGCUCGGGAGUGCUGGAUGGCAACUGUGAUGGAAAGACAGGACAGUGCAGAUGUCGAGUUGGAUUUCAGGGGCUUUCCUGUGAUGCCUGUGCAGUAGGGUAUUUUCAAUACCCUUUCUGUCAGAUGUGUGCAUGUAAUUCAGCUGGUGCCUUCCCUGAAAUCUGUGAUUUCCUUGGGAAAUGUCUCUGCCGCUUUGAGGUAGAUGGACCUCAGUGUGACAGCUGUCGUCCUGGCUACCAUUCUUUCCCUAUCUGUCAAGAAUGCAACUGUGAUUCGCUUGGCUCAUUGGACAAUACAUGUGGGCCUACCGGUCAGUGUCGGUGCCAUCAAAACUAUGCUCGACUUAGAUGCAACCAAUGUGCUCCAGGUUAUUUCAGCUAUCCGAACUGCUUGCCUUGUCAGUGUUCUCCCCAUGGUUCCUACCAGAACACAUGUGAGUCAACAACAGGGCAGUGUGAGUGUCGAACAGGCAUUACGGGGCAGCAGUGUGACAGAUGCCUUUCAGAAGCCUACAGUUUUCCCUAUUGCCAAGGAGCAAACAAUGACUGUGACCCUGCAGGUACUCUUGAUUCCCAUUCUGGCUAUUGUCAGUGUCUGCAGCAUGUUGAAGGUCCUAUAUGUAGCAGAUGCAAACCACUUUACUGGAAUCUGGCCAGAGAAAACCCUGAUGGAUGUACAGAGUGCCAGUGUGAUGUGACUGGAACACUAAGUGGAGUCGGAGAGUGUCAGCAGAAGAAUGGUGACUGUCAUUGCAAGCCUGAUGUUUGUGGAGGUUCCUGUGACACUUGUGAAGCUGGCUAUUACGCUCUAGAAAACAGGAAUUACUUUGGGUGUCAAGGCUGCCAAUGUGAUGUCGGAGGAUCUGUCAAUCUUGUGUGCAGCGAGCCAUCAGGUGCCUGCCAGUGCAGAAACCACAUAGUGGGAACGACCUGUCAGAAGCCUGAAAAGAACCACUUUUUCCCUGAUUUACACCACAUGAAGUUUGAGAUCGAAGAUGGUACCACUGCUAGUGGAAGAGGCAUUCGGUUUGGUUAUGACCCCCAGGAAUUUCCUGGCUUUAGUUGGAGAGGAUAUGCACAGAUGUCUUCCAUACAAAAUGAAGUGAGGAUAACUCUGAAUGUGGAGAAAUCAAACCUCUACUUAUUUCAUGUUAUCUUGAGAUUUAUUAACCCUGGAAUUGAAAUGGUAUCUGGCCGCAUAACUGCUUACCAAUCUCGGUCUGAAACAGGGGCUACUCAGAGCAAAGACAUUGUCUUCCCACCCAGUAAGAAGCCGGCUUUUGCCACUGUCCCAAGAAACAGCUUUGCAGAUCCAUUCUCACUUAUUCCAGGAACAUGGAUUGUCAAUAUUAUGGCAGAGGGAGUCCUCCUGGAUUACAUGGUGCUGUUACCUAGUGAUUACUAUGAAGCGCCCAUCUUGCAAUUACAAGUUACAGAAUCUUGCACCUAUUCAGGACGUGCUACGACAGAUAACUGCUUGCUUUAUCAGCAUUUACCACUAGCCAGAUUUUCCUGUGUCCUCGGUUCAGAGGCGACACAUUUUUUGCUUGGUGGAGAGUACAGAAAAAUAGCUGUCCGACAGCCAACCCCAGAGCAUCCAGUGAUGUCACACAUCAGUGGAAUAGAGGUUGAUUUACACCUGAGACUGAACAUUCCCCAAGUCGGUCGCUAUGUGGUAGUUCUUGAAUAUGCUAAUGAAGAUGAUCAAUUAUACACUGCUGAAGUGAUAGUGAACAGUCCUGGGCCUGCCCUGAAGGCCAGAGUGAACAUAUACAGCUGUAAAUACAGCUUCCUUUGUCGCAGUGUUGUGGUUGAUAAUAUGAAUCGCAUUGCAGUCUAUGAUCUUUUAGCUGAUGCAAAGUUACAUCUUAAGGCAUCAGUGAUAAAUUUUCUUCUGCACAAAAUUUGCAUUGUAUCAGCUGAAGAAUUUUCUCUAGAAUAUGUGGAUCCUAAAGUACACUGCAUAGCCACUUAUGGGAGCUUUCUUAAUCAAAGUGCAUCAUGCAUUCCCUCGGUGUAUGAAACUCCACCGGUGGCCUUGCUUUUGGAUGCGCUAAGGGAUGGGAAAAUUUCAGAAGUGCAGAGAAAUGUACCAUACAAUCCACUGAGUGUCCCUUUACCUUCUGCUAACCGGGUUAAUGGAGUAACCUUGACCUCAUUACAGAACCAGCUUACUUUGAGUGGGAAAGUGCCAAGUUUGGGCAGAUAUGUAGUUGUUGUACAUUUCCAUCAGCCAGAGCACCCAACAUUUCCUGUGCAAGUGCUUGUGGAUGGGGGACGCCUAUGGUCAGGUUCCUUCAGUGCUUCUUUCUGCCCUCACGCUUUUGGCUGUCGAGACCAGGUGAUUGCAGAAAACCAAAUUGAACUGGAUAUCCCUGGCCCUGAGGUUUCUGUUACUGUGAAGAUUCCUAAUGAAAAAACACUGGUUGUGGAACACGUUUUAGUUGUUCCAGCAGACAGCUACAGUCAUAGCCUACUUCAGAAAAGGACUGUGGACAAGUCGUUUGACUUUAUCAACCAGUGUGGAGGAAACAGCUUUUAUAUUGACCCAGUAGCAUCUUCAGCAUUCUGUAAGGAUUCUGUAAGGUCGCUAGUGGCUUUUUACAACGAUGGAGCAUUGCCCUGUAAUUGCCAUAAAGCAGGUGCCACUAGCUCGGCUUGCAACCCUCUGGGAGGACAAUGUAGCUGCAAACCUAACGUCAUUGGCCGUCGGUGUAGCCGAUGCCAAACUGGGUACUACGGAUUUCCAUUCUGCAAGUUAUGCAACUGCGGCCGACGUCUUUGUGAUGACAUAACUGGUCAAUGUAUUUGCCCCCCUCAAACGGUGAAGCCCAAGUGUGAAGCAUGUGAAAGACAAUUUUUCAACUACCACCCCCUUGUUGGCUGUGAAACCUGCAACUGCUCAAGCAGAGGAAUAGUUAAUGUGGCAAACCCAGAAUGUGAUAAAAACAAUGGGCAGUGCAAGUGCAGGCCAGGAAUAACAGGGCGACGAUGUGAUCGCUGCAGUCCUGGUUCUUACAGUUUCCCGGAUUGUAUUCCCUGUAAUUGUAACAGAGAUGGAACAGAGCCAGAUGUUUGUGAUCCACAGACAGGAGUUUGUCUCUGCAAGGAGAAUGUUGAAGGUAGACAAUGUGACAUUUGCCAUCAAGGAUCAUUUUAUUUGGAUCCUUCUAAUCCCAAAGGCUGCACUUCUUGCUUUUGUUUUGGAGCUACUAGCAACUGUCACAGCACAAGUAAUCGUAGAACUAAGUUUGUUGAUAUGAGGAACUGGCGCGUGGAGACAGCUGACAAUAGCAUUGAUGUCCCCGUAACCUUCAAUCCAGGCAGCAAUAGUGUAGUUGCUGAUGUUCAAGAGUUGCCUACCUCUGUGCACAGUUUAUACUGGGUGGCACCACAAUCCUACUUGGGAGAGAAGCUUUCUUCGUACGGUGGCUACCUAAGUUACCUAGUGAAAUCUUUUGGCUUACCUAGUGAAGGCAUGAUUCUUCUAGAUAAAAGACCUGAUGUACAGCUAACAGGUCAGCAAAUGAAAAUAGUUUAUGUGGAUCCUAACAACCCAUUGCCUGACCGACAGUAUUACGGCCGUUUGCAGCUAAUUGAGGGAAACUUCAGACAUGCGAGCAACAAUAACCUGGUAUCUAGAGAAGAACUGAUGAUGGUCCUGUCUAGACUAGAUGGCUUACACAUCAGAGGUCUUUACUACACGGAGAGUCAGAGGUUAACCCUGGGUGAGGUUGGGCUGGAAGAAGCCACAAGUACAGGAAGUGGAAGCAUUGCAUAUAAUGUAGAGACAUGCUCCUGCCCCCCUGACUAUGUGGGUGACUCAUGUCAGGAAUGUAGCCCUGGAUUUUAUCGUGAGAAUAAAGGAUUAUUUACAGGACGCUGUGUACCCUGCAAUUGCAAUGGAAAUUCAAAUAGAUGCCAGGAUGGUUCUGGAAUAUGUAUUGGCUGUCAACAUAAUACUGCCGGGGAAAAAUGUGACCGCUGUAAAGAAGGUUAUUUUGGCGAUGCCAGUCAAGGUUCCUGUAGGGUGUGCCCUUGUCCUUACACAAACAGUUUUGCAACUGGCUGUGUGGCAAAUGGUGAAGAAGUUCAGUGUUUCUGCAAAGAAGGCUAUACUGGAGUACAUUGUGAAAGCUGCGCUCCGGGAUAUUUUGGGAAUCCGCUAAAAUAUGGAGGUUACUGUCAGAAGUGUAAUUGUAAUAAUAAUGGUCAGCUGGUUAGCUGUGAUCGUCUUACUGGAGAAUGCUUAAACCAAGAUCCAAAAGAUGUGGAUCCCGAUGAAGAUUGCGAUGCUUGUGAUAGUUGUGUAAUUACUUUGCUGAAAGAUUUGAGCACAAUGGGUGACGAGCUUCGGUUGAUUAAGUCUCAGCUGCAAAACGUCAAUGCAAGCACCCACACACUGGGACAGAUGAGGCAUUUGGAAACACGCACCAAGGAGUUAAAAAUCUUGUUGAACAGUUACCGUUCAACUGUUCUGAAUCAGGGCUCAAAGGCAGAUGAGCUGGAGACAGACUUGAUCAAUCUUAAUCAGGAUGUAAAUGCGCUACAAGAAAAGGUUGAAAUGAAUUACAGGAAAGCCGAGACAUUAUUUAAUAAUUUUGGUCAGACUAAUCAAAAAGGAAAAGAUUUGGUUUCAAAAAUACAAAUUGUCAUCAUCAAUAUUCAGGUGCUCGUGGAACAGAUAGCUGGCACCAAUGGAGAAGGCAACAGAUUGCCCGUGGGGGAUGCUGCCAAGGAACUGGCUGAAGCAGAACAGAUGAUGAGAGAGAUGCGAAAACGCAACUUUGUACAACUGCAAAUAGAUGCAGAGAGGGAGAGAAGAGAAGCUCAACUCUUGCUGGAGCGUGUUAGGAAUGAGCUACAAAAGCACCAGCAAGAAAACCAUGGAGUUGUUAAAACUAUAAGAGAUUCAUUAAACGAAUAUGAAUCCAAACUCAGUGACCUUCGUGAAGCUUUGAAUGAAGCAACGGGCCAAACGAAGCAGGCUGAAAACUUAAACAAAGAUAAUGGAGUGCUCUUGGAAAACAUUAAGAAACAAAUUGAAGUGAUGAAUAAACAACAGAACGAUGUCUUGGUUCAUCUCAACUCUGCCCAAUCUUCCUUGUCCCAGACUAACAGCGUACUUGGAUUACUGCAGAAGAGCAAAGAGGAAUAUGAAAAUCUAGCUGCCAAACUAGAUGGAGCAAGGAAGGACUUGAAUGAAAAACUGAAGGACCUUUCCUUAUCAGCCAGCAAAGAGCCACUGGUGGUGAGGGCAGAGGAGCAUGCCAAGAUUUUGCAAGACCUGGCAAGACAACUGGCUGAAAUUAAGAGAAACGCCAGCAAUGAUGAGUUGGUGAACUGUGCCAUGGAAGCUGCUACUGCCUAUGAAAAUAUUAUUAAUGCCGUCAACGCAGCUGAGGAAGCAGCCAACAAAGCUGUAAAUGCAGCUGAUUCAGCUUUACUGACUGUGGAGAGGGAAGACCUAUCAGGAAAAGCCAAGAGACUGAACACUGAAAGCACCAAUCUAUUAAAUCAAGCACAAAUGACACAAAAGACAUUACAAGAUAUUAAUCCAACUCUUGAAGAUAUAAAGCAGAGACUGGGUAUUGUGGAAGGGAAGAAGAACAGACUGCUGAUGAACCUUGAUUCUUUUCAAAAUGAUCUCAAUGGGAUAAACAGAGAUGACAUAGACAGCGUCAUUACCAGUGCAAAGAACCUGGUCAAAAAUGCCAAUGAUAUCACUGCUAAUGUACUGGGUGAACUGAACCCAAUUAAAGCAGAUGUGGAAAAAAUAAAGGGCACCUACGGAAGCAAUCAGAGUGCUGACUUCAAUAAGGCUUUGACGGAAGCAAACAAUUCAGUAAAGAAAUUAACAAGCAAGCUCCCGGAUCUGUUUAACAAGAUUGAGAGCAUCAACCAACAGCUGAUGCCAAUAGGCAACAUAUCUGAGAAUGUAAACCGCAUAAGAGAGCUCAUUCAGCAGGCCAGAGAUGCUGCAAACAAGGUUGCUAUUCCCAUGAGGUUCAAUGGUCGUUCUGGGGUAGAGGUUCGACCUCCAAGUGAUCUGGAGGAUUUGAGAGGCUAUACUUCCCUUUCUUUUUUUCUCCAAAGACCUCUGCCAAGACAAGAGAGCUUGGAACAGACUUCAAAUAUGUUUGUAAUGUACCUGGGCAAUAAGGAUGCCUCCAAGGACUACAUUGGUAUGGCUGUGAGAAAUGGUCGUCUCAUUUGUGUUUAUAACCUGGGAGGCAAUGAAGCCGAAAUAGAAGUGGACCCAUCAGUGACUGAGAGUAACACUGAGGAAGCUACUUUGGAUCGGGUGAAGUUUGAAAGGAUUUACCAGUAUGCAAAGUUGAGUUACGUUAAAGCAGCCACCUCAGACAAAAAGACUUUUGACAGUAGCAGUGGGAGCAGUCACACACUCCUAAAUCUGGAUCCCAACAGUGUUGUCUUUUAUGUGGGAGGAUACCCACUAGAUUUUCAGCCUCCCAGUGCACUAGACUACCGUCAUUACCAAGGCUGCAUUGAAUUAGACAACCUAAAUGAGAAUGUUAUUAGCCUGUACAACUUCAAGAGGACAUUUAAUCUCAAUACCACUGAAGUGGAGCCAUGCAGUAGAUUUAAAGCAGAGUCUGACCAAAACUAUUUUGAAGGCACGGGCUAUGCACUUGUCACAGCUAGAGAAGCAAAUAUUCCUCAUUUGUACUACGAGCAGGAAAUUCAAACUACUGCAGAUGAAGGCAUGGUGUUUUUUGCAGAAAACCAGGAUCAUUUCAUUAGUUUGAAUAUUGAAAAUGGCCAUCUGGUGUUCAGAUACAAACUUGACUCACAACCUCCAAAGGAAAUAGCAAGCAAUAAAGAAGCUGUAAAUGAUGGAACAUAUAAGCAAAUUAAAUUAUACAUUUCUAGUAGACAAAAGUCAGUUUUGAUUAAUCCUUGGAUUAAAGCCAGCAUCAGUGUCUUUAAGUUCACCACAUACUACCUGGGUGGAAUUCCAUCUUCUCUGCGGGAACGCUUUAAUAUCUCCACAUCUCCAUUCCGUGGCUGCAUUAAGAAUGUGAAAAACCCCAUCACUGCGUCUGUUACUUUUACUGAGACCAUUGGUGUCAGUAGGAAGUGUUCCGAUGACUGGAAGCUUGUGAGAUCUGCAACUUUCUCCAGGAAUGGAAUACUGGAUUUGAAUGAUGAAGGUUUCCCAUUUCCCAGCAAUUUCCAAGUCGGAUUUGGCUUUCGUGCGUUGGCACCCAGUGGAACAUUAUUAAAUUACAAUAUAAGGCCUUAUGUGCUUACCAUCUUUCUGAGAGAUGGCUUUGUAAUCGUAAAGAUGACAGAUGAGGAAAAACAAUCCAGCAAGAAAUAUGAAGAUGGUUCAAUGCAUUAUGUGUCAGUAAUCAAAGAUGGCAACAUGGUCAGGCUGCUGGUUGAUGACCUGCCUGUGUCAAUGGCUGUUGAACCUCAAGGAAUGUCUAAACAAUUAAGUUCUGUAAGAUUGGGUGGGGAUAAUUUUGAAGGCUGCAUCUCCAAUGUCUUUAUACAAAGGACAGGUGAGCUCCCUCAAGUUCAAAAUCUAGUCAGUUAUACUGAGAAGUCUGGUGUAUCCGUGGGAGCCUGUAGGAUAUACAAGUCACCCCAGCCAAUGCAGCUGAAAGAAUUAGCAGAUCCUAACAGCUCUAAGAUUUUCAAGUUACAGAAGGAAAAGCACCUUGCUUACCUGACAGGUGCCGAAGUGCAGCUAGACCAGAAAAGCUGUGCUUUACCUACUCAGCUAAAUUUCAUCAAUGGAGCUUAUCAGUUUGGCAAUGCUCCCAACAGUCAUUUGCUGUAUACACUUUCUCAGGCAUCACUGACAGACAGGGCACAUUUUUCAAUAGACGUACGGACUGCAUCAUCGGGAGGACUGAUAUUUUUUGUGGGAAAUAAGCCUGAGAGCUCUUAUAUGGCUCUUUACAUUUCCAAGGGACGUUUUGUCUUUUCAUUUGGUGUUGGAGGAAAGAAAAUUAAAAUCAAAAGCAAAGCAAAAUACGAUGAUGGGCAGUGGCAUACUGUGGUAUUCAAUAUGCAUGGGAAGAAUGGCCAACUCGUUAUUGAUGGUCUGAGGGCCAGGGAAGGAAAACUGGCAAGUAAUUCCACCUUCAGCACUAAGCCACCAGUCUAUCUGGGUGGGCUUCCAUCCCUGAAAGUACAGAAUAUACCAAGAAAGAGUUUUGUAGGUUGCCUGAGAAAUUUUAAAAUGAAUGGAAAGCUCAUGAAUACUCCUCAUCGGAACACUGGUGUCCCUCCAUGUUUGGAUGGCUCUUUGGAGACUGGGAUAUAUUUCUUUAAUGAAGGGGGAUAUAUCAUCAUUGAUAACUCUUUUGUGAUGGGUUUGGAAUUUAAGAUCAUAUUUAACAUUCGUGUGAGAAGUCUAACAGGUGUCCUACUCCAUACUGGAAACAAACAAGGCAACUAUUUAACUGUUUACAUGGAGGCAGGAAAGGUCACUGCCUCUGGAAAUAAUGGUGCUGCAGAGUUCCAGACAUCUGUCACUCCUCAGCGGUCUCUAUGUGAUGGACAGUGGCACUCCAUAGCAGUAACUCAGAAACGGAACAUUGUGCACCUAGAUGUGGAUGCAAAGAGCAACUACACCAUUGGAUCCUCUGCCUCACUUUCUGCUAACGUGGGUCAUCCACUUUAUUUUGGAAGAGUUCCAGCAAAUUUGGAAACACCCUUGCUUCCUGUUCAAGACUCCUUCCUUGGCUGUCUGCAGAACAUUAAAAUAAAUGACAAACCUGUCUCUGUCAGCAAAAUUUCAGAGGUUCAUGGUGCAGUCAGCUUGAAUGGAUGCCCUGCCAAUUAA
Emys orbicularis (European pond turtle) is the source of this 10362-nucleotide messenger RNA. RefSeq names its product laminin subunit alpha 3 (gene LAMA3). The record is from RefSeq and is a predicted model, not a curated record. The transcript is spliced from 78 exons. Gene Ontology annotation, biological process: regulation of cell migration; regulation of cell adhesion; cell adhesion. Bases 1 to 10362 code for a protein of 3453 amino acids. Gene Ontology annotation, molecular function: signaling receptor binding. NCBI's taxonomy places the organism in Eukaryota, Metazoa, Chordata, Testudines, Emydidae.